CCAGAGCUGGCAUGAGGUGCAAGCGCUUUGGAGAAACCUACAAGUCGCAUUGCACAGCAAGCAUACAUGUGCCAUAAUGGGCAGUCGGUGCAUGGGGAAUACGAAUGGGAAUCCAAUUUGAGCUUGAGUGGGUGGUGGGCCCUGAUAGCUGUGUGAAGCGCAUUGAAGAUCGGUGAGCAUGUUUGGAGUCAAGAGGUGGGGCGGGGCCGAGGUGCAUGAAACUAGCGGGGCAGAAGCGCAGGCGCGGUUGGAGGCAUGGAAGAAGAAAGCAAAAGAGCGUGAGGAGGCCAAGCGCAAGGAGGGGCAACAGGGUGACUUGCCUUUGGAGCCAAAUGUUGCAGGCGCCAAGAGUAAAAGCAGCUCACAGAAGGUGAAAAGAACAAGUAAGGGAGAAUCCAAUGGGGCUUUGGGUUCUGCCAAUGAGCACAUUGAACCCAGAGAGGAAAGGCAGCUAGUUCUUGCUAAAGAGCAAUCAGAUGCGGUCAGGAGAAAAGCAAGUGAAAAGGAUAGCGUCAAUUUGAAUGGAGAUAAAGCAAAGUUGCCUCCGGCCCUGGAUCUAAACAGGGCAGCAGACAAGGAGCCUGAUGGGGCUGAGCGUGAUGGUAAAGGUGGUGCUGCGCAGAAUGGCCCCAGAAGCACCGCAAAAGCGGCGUUUACCAAAUCAGCUCUCGCGCUUCAGGAGCAGAGUGCACGAAAAGCCGUAGAAACAGCGCGUGCCGAGAAACGGGAACUGAAGCGGCGGAAGGAAGUCGAGCGGGCGCACGACAUCAUUGCGAAGAAAGCAAAGAAGGCUGGCAAGGCAGUCACUGCGAAUCUAGAUGUGCCGCCAGUUGAUGCUCUAGAGGAGGAUGAAGAGGCAACAAAAGAAGAGAGGAAGCGCCUCAAGCGGCAGAAGCGAGAGGAGAGGAGGAAAACAAAGGAAGCCGGCGCUCAAAAUGACUCUUCGAAGAAACAGGCCGAUGAGCGAACGACAGCUCCGGUUGAUGUCGCCGAGCCUAGCGAGCCGGAGACCGGCCCUUCCAGUGAGGCUGUAGAAAGAAGUGAGCACGAGGACUUUUUAGAGGAUGAGGAUGAGCAGCGGACAGCAGCCGGGGGGGAGGCGCCUGCAGAGGCAGCGGAGCACCGCAAGCGGAAGCGAAGAAAAGCGGGUGGCGAAAGCGAAGAUGCGGGGGAGCAAGUGGUCCAAGAUUUUGGAAGUGGAGAUGGGGAGCACCGCAAGCGACGGAAGCAAAAGUCUGCUUCUUUGGAAAUCAGUUUGGAAGAACCCAAUCCCCAGUCUCUGCCAGAAAGCUUGGAGGGUGGUGGGGUUGAUGAACAUACUGCAGAGCCCCAAGCGGGCCCAGUUAUACUUCCUGAAGCUCCCCCCACAAAAGGCCCACCGCUUUUGCCGUGGAUGCGGGCACCGAUUGAGAUUGGGGAGGAUGAGGGAUUGGAACUGAGCCUUGUGCCUGGGUUGGAUCCAAGACUGAGGGGCGCGCUGGAGAAGACGGGGGUCGCGGGGCUGUUUCCGGUGCAGGCUGCUGUGUGGAGGGAAAUGGUGGCCAGCGGUUGUGAGGAUCACGACCUGUGCGUGUGCGCCCCCACCGGCAGCGGCAAGACGUUCUCGUAUGCGCUGCCCAUCUGCCAGGGCCUCUCCACCCGCAUCGUGCGCAGGCUCAGAGCGCUCGUUGUUUUGCCAACACGGGAUCUCGCCUCUCAGGUGAAGGCCGUGUUCGAGCUGCUGGCACCGUCGCUUGGAUUGGCCGUCGGUUUGGCGGUGGGGCAGACGUCUCUAGCAGGGGAGGCGCAGCAGCUGGUCUCUUCCGCGAGAUGCCCGCCAGGGGAUUGCGCUCCAGAGAGCGGUUCUUCACUGUCUGACAGUAACGUCGACAUUCUGGUGUGCACUCCCGGGCGGCUGAUGGACCACGUGCACGACACCCCCGGGUUUACGCUGCAGCACCUGCGCUACCUGGUGGUCGACGAGACCGACCGCCUCUUGCGACAAGCCUACCAAGACUGGCUCCCGAUCGUCCUCGCCGCUGCCUCCGCGCCCUCCAAUCAAGGAGACGUGUCCACCAUCCGACGGCCGAUGCUGGAGCGCGGCAUUCGGACGCCCGCGCCGCGCGUGGUGAAGCUGGUCCUGUCCGCAACGCUGACGCGGGACCCCGCCAAGAUCCAGCAAUUGCAGCUGCACCGCCCUCAUUACAUCGCUACGAGUGCGAGUGAUCACCGGUACAAAGUGCCGCCGCAACUGCAGGAAUACCGCCUGGUGUGCACCGCGGGGGAGAAGCCGCUGUAUCUCAUCGCGCUGCUCCACCAGUUGAAGGGCCAACGGACCAUCGUCUUCACCGCGUCCGUCGAGGCGACCCACCGCCUGUUCACCCUGCUUCAGGCGUUUGAGGGGCUUCCCGUAUUGGCCGGGGAGUACUCGAGCCUGCAGCCGCAGCGCGCGCGCAGUGCCACGCUGGAGGCGUUUCGGCGCGGGGAGGUGGACAUGCUGGUGUCCAGCGACGCCAUGACACGUGGCAUGGACGUGGAGAACGUGGAGAACGUCAUCUCGUAUGAUGCGCCCGUCUAUGCCAAGACGUACGUUCACCGAGCGGGGCGGACUGCUCGGGCGGGUCGUCCCGGGCGGUGCUUCACGCUGUUGCGGCGGGAGGAGGUGCGGCACUUCAAGGGCCUGCUGCGCAAGGUGGACAACAACUUCUGCCCCGACUACCCGCUGCCGUCCGCCGCCACCGACGCCCUCGUGCCGUUUUACACCGCAGCUCUUGAAAAGCUGAAGGAGACGGUGGCGGGGGAGAGCGCCGGAGGCGGCAGUACUAAGCAGCCCCCUGGAUGACAGGUCAGGGCUGAAAUUCACUAAAGAGUAGUCGGGGCUCAGUGGCUACAGCGUUACGUAGAGAAAGAGACCAUCAUGUCGAUCGUGGAUGCACCCUCAUCGAAGUCGGAAAGCUCGCAAGAUGCAACAUGAGGACAGCACUUUGAGGUGAUUCGUAAUCAAACUAGCUUUCGAUGCACAACAGAAUUCUGUGGCGGGAUAUGUGCAAGCUGCCAGCCAGACAGUGACUGCGGCUGCCAUCCCGUUUGCUGAGUGCACAAAUAAAUCUGCA
Molecule: messenger RNA, 3092 nt
Organism: Klebsormidium nitens
Lineage: Eukaryota; Viridiplantae; Streptophyta; Klebsormidiophyceae; Klebsormidiales; Klebsormidiaceae
Source: the annotation of a GenBank genome assembly